Bemisia tabaci is the source of this 1604-nucleotide messenger RNA. Its product is annotated as torsin-1A. Gene Ontology annotation, molecular function: ATP hydrolysis activity; ATP binding. The record is from RefSeq and is a predicted model, not a curated record. Gene Ontology annotation, biological process: cellular response to misfolded protein. NCBI's taxonomy places the organism in Eukaryota, Metazoa, Arthropoda, Insecta, Hemiptera, Aleyrodidae.
UUAUCAAUUUCAAUUAUCAAUCAUCCACUUUCACAUCUAUUCACCGGUCACUUUUACAUGUACCCUUUUUUCUUCUUCUUUUAUAGAUCAUUCUCCUUAAUCCCAGAGGUAAUUCAUCCUCGAUAAUGCUCAUUUUAAAACGUGUGAUUUUGCUGUUGUUAAUCGCUGGCACCCACAAAGCGGAGGCUUUUUUCGAGACCCUUUGGGCUACUAUCACUGGUGGUGAGCAGUGCAACAAACAUUGGAUAAAUUUUGAUUUCAAUGCUUUUCAGCAUGAUUUGAACGAAAAUCUAUUCGGUCAACCCCUGGUGCUGGAAAGUGUCGGCUAUGCUGUCAAGUCUCAUUAUGCUAAAAAUGACAGAAAUCAGAAGCCUCUAGUAUUGAGUUUUCAUGGUAUGCAAGGGAGUGGGAAGAAUUAUGUUUCAGAUUUUAUCGUGAAGCAUACUUUCAGGAGAAAUUUAGAGACUGGCCGAAAGAGUCAGUUUGUCCAUUUCUUCAAUGGGAGGUUACAAUUCCCAUUGGAGCGCCAUAUCCACACUUAUAAGUACGAGCUGGAGAAAACAAUAAAGGAUGCUCUCUACAAUUGUCCAUAUUCAAUCUUCAUUUUUGACGAAGUUGACAAAAUACCUAGAGGAGUGCUCGAUACCCUCAAACCGUACCUAGACUAUCGUUUUGAAGUGCAGGGUGUUGAGGCUAAAAAAGCCAUCUUCAUCUUCUUGUCCAACACCGGAAGUAGAGCAAUCAUGGAAAAAUACCUUGAAUAUUGGAACGAAGGCAUUGAUCGAAACAAUUUAUCUUUGAAUGAUUUUGAUGAUGUCAUUCGUUCAGGAGCGUUCAACGAAGAUGGGGGACUCCAGUUUAGUGACAAUAUUGAAUCGAAUCUGAUCGACCAUUACAUUCCAUUUUUGCCAUUAGAAAAGUCGCACGUUCGAUUAUGCAUUCUCAAGGAGCUGACCUAUCAUUAUGGUUUUCAUCCAGAUAACAAAGAAGAGAUUGUAAAUGAAGUUUUCAAAACAGUCACGUUUGGUCCCAAGCCUGAGAAAAUUUUCUCAACAAGUGGUUGCAAGCGCAUUAGCCAACAAGUUGCCACUUUAGUUACAAAAUCAAAAUGGAGAUCCAAGUCCGAACUGUAAAAGUUAACAUUUUUACUUUGACAGACUGAUAUUACAUAUUCUGCAGACACCAUCAGGUAAAUACUCAAGUAGCAGCGAUCGCUAUAAACAGCGAUUUUAUCGGUUGGUUAUCGUGGUUAUAUCAGUGGCAAUAUAUCGAGAUAUUAUCGCAUUAAAAAUCGCGAUAUAUGGCGAUUAAAUCCCUACAAAUCGCAAUCUUUGGUUUGAUAAAAUCGUGAUCAAUUUUUGUUGAUAAAAUCGAGGUUGAAUCGCCAUAUAUAUAAAUUUUUAUUUCUAAAAUAUCGCGAUAAAUUGUCGGGCAAUAAAAGCGCGAUUUUAUCGCGAGAUGAAGAGAUGAAUCGCUCGUUUAUUGAGGAUAAUCGCUCAGAUGUUGAUGAUCCUGGCGAUUUUUCCAUGAGGUGAUUCGAUGGACGCCAUAUUUUGUGUCAGAACGGCAUGCGAUAUAUUGCAUCAAUUGACUUCAUUUUUUCA